Molecule: messenger RNA, 4307 nt
Organism: Pseudophryne corroboree (corroboree frog)
Lineage: Eukaryota; Metazoa; Chordata; Amphibia; Anura; Myobatrachidae
Exons: 24
Coding region: 34-3870 (1278 amino acids)
Source: RefSeq, a predicted model, not a curated record
AAUGUGUUAAUAUCCACACGUUAUAAAAGCCGCAUGUUGUACAACAAUUCCAAUAUCAGAGGAGGAAAGUCUGCCAGAGGCACUGCCAGCAUGGGGAAUCUGUGGCUUCCAAUUGUUCUGCUACUAGGGCUGAAGAUUGACGCAGGUCAUUCUUUAAGAUUUCACAGAAGGCGGUCUUCCCGGUAUAGAGACUAUCUGGAAUUGGAUUUUACAGAUUAUAGCGAUAGAGAACUAGACGUCGUAGUUCCCCUACCAACACACAAUAAAGUUACAGAUACACCCAUCAUAGUGGAGACGAAACCGGAUAUUAGAGGACUUUGGGCGUCUGAAAUAAAAGCCAUUGAAAAACAUUCAGCGGCAGCGUACAAUGUGGCAUCAGGAGGAAAAACGUCUCAGUCCAGCACCAAAAACCGGGCGGCAUCACACUAUGCAACAGACGGGCAACUAUCGUCUCAGUGUACGCUAACAGAAGAGGAAUACGAACCACGGUGGACGCUGGAUUUAAGGACAAACCACAGUAUCUUCAGUGUUGCUAUUACCAACAGAAGGGAGUGCUGUUCCUAUAAUCUCAGUGGAGCAGAGAUUCACAUAGGAAACAAUGCAGACUGGAGGCACAACCCCAGCUGUGGAACUGUACCUCAAAUGGGUGUCGGAGAAACGCGUGCCUUUUCCUGCUACGGUAUGCCAGGACAGCUGCUGACUAUUGCUAUCCCAGGCAGGAAUGCGUCCCUGUCCUUGUGUCAAGUUCAAGUGUUUGGUGUUCCUGAGGUUGCAUCAGAACAUAGACCAUGGAAUACAAGUCACCAGCUGCAGAAUUCCCACACUGGAGCUCCCAACAUGGCUCAGCAAGGAAUUGCGUCAGAGUCCAGUAACUAUGAACCUUCUAACUACGCAGCUAAAAAUGCAUCUGAUGGCUCUCUGGGGAACCAUAUGUUUAAGUGCUCACAUACUAAUAACGAUUUAGAACCUUGGUGGACACUGGACCUGAGAUCAGUAAUGAGGAUUUUCUCCAUUGCUGUUACCAACCGAGGUGACUGCUGUGGGGAAAGACUUAAUGGAGCAGAGAUUCGUGUUGGAAACUCUAAAGAGACUUUAAAAAAUAAUCCAAGGUGCGCUGUAAUUUCCAGGAUAGAUGAUGGAAAAACGCUCUCCGUCUCCUGUCACGGGAUGGAAGGACAAUAUGUCUCUGUAAUUAUCCCAGGUCGCAAGGAGUACCUCACCUUGUGUGAAGUUCAAGUCUUUGCUCUGCCAUCCGAUAAGCCAGACGCAGGAAUUGGGACGUCUAUUCACCCCCUGGGGACUGAAGAAUAUAAAGACACACAAAUUACUGAACCAGAAAAGACACAGAAAACUCUAAAUGCAGUUGCGGUGCCAAAAAUCACACAGCUGAAGGCAUCCCAAUCAAGCACAUAUGGCCAAGGGUUUGCAAGGAAUGCUAUUGAUGGGUCAUUAGCUCACCAGGAUCCACCAUCGCCAUGUGCUGUGACUGAUGAGCAAUACCAACCAUGGUGGACAGCGGAAUUAAAGUCCACCUACAAAAUCCACUCCGUCGCACUGACUAACAGGGGUGACUGUUGCCCGUCUGAUCUUGAUGGGGCGGAGAUUCGUGUAGGACACAAUGCCUCUGACUGGGAGCAUUACGCCAUUUGCGGCACAGUCUCCUCCAUCGGACUUGGCGAAACAUUCUCAUUUAAAUGUAAUUGGAUGGAAGGAAAAUUUAUCACCAUUGUGAUUCCAGACAGGAACGUCUCCCUUACUGUAUGUGAAGUACAGGUGUUUGGUGAAAGAGCCGAAACCCCAAGUGGGAGUGCUAGAUGGAAUGGAAGUGCCCAGUUCCAGAAGCAGAACCAUGGAGUUCCCAAUGUAGCUCCGCGUGGCCUCACCGCUCAGUCCAGCUACUAUGAUAAAAGCAAAUCUGCUAAAUUAGCUGCGGAUGGAAAGAUAUUUGCAAACUACUGGUCAGGAAGCUGCACGCACACCCUUAAUGAUUUGGGGCCCUGGUGGCGUGUGGAUCUGGUGUCUAGAAUGCGCGUAUCAUCUGUUGCCAUCACCAACCGCGGAGACUGCUGUGGUUUUCGCUUAAAUGAAGCUGAGAUCCGCAUUGGCAACUCGGAAGAACAGGGCAGCACAUAUAAUCCCAGGUGUGCUAAGAUUAUCAGCAUAGGGAACGGACAGACUGUCUCCUUUGACUGCGAUGGGAUGGAAGGUCGUUUUGUCUCUAUCACUAUUCCUGGCCGCAAAGAGUGGCUGAGUUUAUGUGAAGUUCAAGUGUUCGCUGAAUCAACUGGAGAAGUAAAAAAAGAAAUGUACCAUAAUGUGGCUCUUAAUGGCAUUGCCACCCAAUCUAGCACGUUUUCUUCUUCUGGAAAUGCUGAAAAUUCCAAUGACGGCUCCCUAGCUAACAAUCACAUUAUGUCUCAAUGUUCCAUCACACAACGAGAUGCUUCACCGUGGUGGAAGGUGGACCUACAGUCAACAUACAAAGUCUUCUCCGUAGUUAUCACCAAUCGGGUGUUGGAAUGCUGUCAGGACCGGAUUGUUGGCGCUGAGAUCCGCAUUGGAAGCUCACCAGUAAAUGGGGGGACGUUAAAUCCAAGAUGUGGAGUAAUAUCAUCCAUGAAAUCUGGAGAGUCCCUCUUUUUUUCCUGCAAUGGAAUGGUCGGCCAAUAUGUGACAGUGACAAUUCCAGGAAGAGAAGAACAUCUUAUCAUAUGUGAAGUGCAGGUCUUUGGGGUACCUGAAACAUUCAGUGGACCCAUUAUGGACGGAGAUCGGCAUAUUCUGAAAACACCACACGGAGCUGCAAAUGUGGCAUUGCAAGGGAGCUCAUCUCAGUCCAGUCUCUACAACUUCUUUGGAGAACCCAGGAAUGCCAUUGAUGGUUCUCUGGCCAGUAACUACUCUCAGAUACAGUGCAGCCAAACUGCUCAGGAGAUGGGCCCAUGGUGGACGGUGGACCUGAAAGGUGUCUUCAUAGUUUUUUCCGUAGCCAUCACUAAUAGACAAGACUGUUGCUGGGAACGUAUUAACAACGCAGAGAUAAGGAUAGGAAACUCUCAAGAAUGGAGAAACAACCAAAGGUGCGCUGUCAUCUAUUCCUUGGGUCCGGGAGAGACUGGGUUAUUCAGCUGUAAUGGGAUGGAAGGGAAGUAUGUCACUGUGAUUAUACCAGACCGCCAGGAGAAACUCUCACUCUGCGAAGUACAAGUAUUCGGCAUUCCGUCAUAUCUAAGUGAAAAGCCUAAGGGUGUCAUACAAGGAGAAGGUCUCAGUAGGAAAUCGUUGAUGUUCCUGGAGCAAGGAGUCCUGGAUUAUGCCGUUUUACACCCAAGCAAACCCAUGGACCUAACUGCCUUUACUCUUUGCCUUCAUGUUGCCACUGAGCUCUCGGGCAAACGCGAGGUCAUAUUAUUCUCCUAUUACAAUAACGAGGUGGAUUCACUUAACAUAUGGAGAGAGCUCAAUGGCCAACUGUCCCUGUAUCUCAGCAGCAGUGAACACGGUGUAAAAUUCUCCUUACCGGGACUCAGUGCACUUGGGACACACAUCUGUGUGACCUGGCAGUCUUCUUCAGGCUUGACUGCCUUUUGGGUUAAUGGAAAACAGUCUCUGAGGAAAAUCUACCGGAAGGGCCAUGAGGUUUCUCAAGGGGGUAUGGUGAUCCUGGGGCAGGACCAGGAUGCUUUCGGUGGGAAGUUUGAUUGCAAGCAAAGUUUUGUAGGUGAAGUCUCAGAUGUCCAUCUCUGGGAUUACGUUUUACCAUCCAGCACCAUAGGAGAUGUCUAUAAAAAUAAGGCUACCACUUGGGGCAACGUCAUCAAUUGGCAAUCUAUUAAGUACACCUUAUAUGGAAAUGUCUUGGCUCAGUGAAUGAGGAUAUAGUGGGCACAGGUCACAUAUGGUGCCCUGUGCUUAUCUAUUUUGUCACCAAAGAGACUCAUAUCUGUUCAGUAGAUGCUUCACUAUAAUAACUUCCAAAAGCAGAUGCCACUUGUAUGUAAUGAAAGCAGACAUUUGGUGGACUGUACCACUACUCAGCCCAUCAAUUCACAGAGAAGGGAGUGAUGUCGCUUUAACGUCAUAGGGUGCAUUGUCGCCAUAUUACAUACAGGACGUGCAAGAUAACAAGUAACCCUGUAAAUUGUAUUUGUUGAUUUUAAAUGAUUUUUUCCCUGAAAGUUUAAAUGGAAUCAUGUAAAUCGCUAUAAUGAAAAGAUAUAUUUUUUGGAUAGCUAAUACUCUUUCUUAUAUCUUGUGUGAUAAUCAGAAUGAAACAUGAAUAUUGAUAUUACCAUAAACCUAAAUAA